AGAAAUGAACAACAUAAUUUUUUAACAUGUUUUUUUUUAAAAAUUGAUUUUGGCCCUAUCUAAAAUAAAAAUACAAAAUUAACCCCCCUCCUCACCCCCAAGGUCCCAAUCCCUUGUUUUGUAUCCCUUCGAUCGGUGGCUUCUGGUUUCCGGGGAUUCUUUUGACCGCGGACGAUAACUGAGAAGAUAGAUUCUGGCAGCGGAAGUUCCUUCUCUAUUCCCUGCGUCUUCAUCCCUCCAUGAAUAAAUAGACACAAUCCAAUCGGAGCUGUAUUAAUAGUCUAUCGAAGAAGAAGAAGAGAUAUUGUAAAAAAAUGGUGAAGGUGAGAAUGAACACGGCCGACGUGGCCGCCGAGGUCAAAUGCUUGCGCCGAUUAAUCGGAAUGCGAUGUUCUAAUGUCUAUGAUAUCUCUCCCAAGACCUAUGUGUUUAAGCUAUCUAACAGUAGUGGAAUGACGGAAUCUGGGGAGAGUGAAAAGGUAUUGUUGUUGAUGGAAAGUGGGGUUAGAUUGCACACCACUGCUUAUCUCCGAGACAAAAAUAACACUCCUUCUGGGUUUACACUUAAAUUGAGGAAGCAUAUAAGACCAAAAAGGCUUGAGGAUGUGCGGCAACUUGGUUAUGAUAGGAUAAUCCUCUUUCAGUUUGGACUGGGGUCUAAUGCUUUUUAUGUAAUAUUAGAGCUAUAUGCUCAAGGAAAUAUCAUUCUUACUGAUUCUGAUUUCAUGGUAUUGACACUUCUUCGUUCACACAGAGAUGAUGACAAAGGCUUAGCCAUCAUGUCUCGACACAGCUAUCCAGUUGAAAUAUGCCGUAGUUUUAACAGAACUACCAGUGAAAAGUUACAGACUGCCUUGCAAUUUUCUGCAGUGUCUACUGAACAAGAAUCCAUACAAAAUACUGAGCAUGGAAUUGAUAACUCUGAUGCACAUCAAGGAGAUGAAGGAAAAGGAAAAAAGGUAUCUGAAAAUACAAAAAAAGAUCGGAGCCGUGCCAAGCAGGCAACUUUGAAGUCUGUCCUUGGGGAGGCAUUGGGCUAUGGACCGGCACUUUCUGAACAUAUUAUUCUAGAUGCUGGUUUAAUUCCAAAUAUAAAAGUUGGGAACAGUUUAAAAUUAGAACAUGGUACUCUUGAUUCUCUGAUGGCCGCUGUCAGAAAGUUUGAGGACUGGCUGGAAGACAUUAUAUCUGGUGAAAAUGUUCCUGAAGGUUACAUUCUGAUGCAACAAAAAACAAGUAAAAAAGACAACCCAUCCGAAACUGAAGAUUCUGAAAAGAUAUAUGAUGAAUUCUGCCCACUAUUACUGAACCAGUUUAAGUCAAGGACCUUUGUAAAGUUUGACACAUUUGAUGCUGCAUUAGAUGAGUUUUAUACUAAAAUUGAAAGUCAACGUGUUGAGCAACAAAUAAAAGCCAAAGAAAGCUCUGCUAUGCAGAAGCUUAGUAACAUCCGCACUGACCAGGAAAACCGUGUUUUAUCACUAAAGAAUGAAGUUGAUCGUUGUGUUAAAAUGGCAGAACUGAUAGAAUAUAACUUGGAAGAUGUUGAUGCUGCCAUUUUAGCAGUCCGUGUUGCACUUGCAAAAGGAAUGAGUUGGGAAGAUCUAGUUAGUAUGGUGAAAGAGGAGAAGAAAUCCGGGAAUCCAGUUGCAGGGCUUAUUGACAAGCUGCAUCUUGAAAGAAAUUGUAUGACUUUACUUCUAAGCAACAAUCUAGAUGAAAUGGAUGAUAGAGAAAAGACGCAGCCUGUGGAUAAAGUAGAAGUUGAUCUGUCACUUUCAGCUCAUGCAAAUGCUAGGAGAUGGUAUGAAAUGAAAAAAAAACAAGAGAAUAAACAAGAGAAAACUGUUACUUCAUAUGCUAAAGCGUUCAAAGCUGCCGAGAGGAAGACACGGCAGCAGUUAUCUCAGGAAAAAACUGUUGCUGCUAUUUCACAUAUCCGCAAAGUUCAUUGGUUUGAAAAAUUUAAUUGGUUCGUUAGCAGUGAGAAUUAUUUGGUUAUAAGUGGCCGUGAUGCACACCAGAAUGAAAUGAUUGUCAAGCGCUACAUGUCUAAGGGAGACUUGUAUGUGCAUGCUGAUCUUCAUGGCGCAUCCAGUACAGUGAUCAAGAAUCACAAGCCUGACUUUCCAAUACCUCCUCUCACUUUGAACCAAACAGGAUGCUUUACUGUUUGCCACAGCCAGGCAUGGGACUCAAAAAUGGUAACUAGUGCUUGGUGGGUCUAUCCUCAUCAAGUGAGUAAAACUGCUCCUACGGGAGAAUAUCUCACGGUUGGAAGUUUCAUGAUCCGUGGCAAAAAAAAUUUCCUUCCUCCGCACCCUCUUGUUAUGGGAUUUGGAAUACUAUUUCGCUUGGAAGAGAGUUCUUUAGGGUCUCAUUUGAAUGAAAGAAGGGUAAGAGGCGAAGAUGAAGGAACCAUUGAUGCUGAGAAAGACGAACCUUCCCAAGAAAAUCCUGAUACCGAAUCUGAUGAGGAGGUUGAAAAACAUACAGUAGAUCCAAUAGAUACAUUGGAUUUGUCCCAAAAUAAAACAACUUUAGAAGGGUUGCCUUCUGAAACUCACUUUGAUAAUAGCCUGAGUGUCUCUACUGAGGUUUCUGAUUGUGCUGGAAAAACUGUUGCUUCAGUUACACCACAUGCUCCACAGCUGGAGGAUCUGAUUGAUAGAGCUCUUGAGCUUGGUUCUGCUUCAUCUAAACACCAUGGCUUCCCUUCCUCAGAAUCAAGAAAUAAACAAAAUGAUGUAGAGAAAAAGGUCACACUGAGGGAUAAACCCUAUGUUUCAAAAUUCGAAAGAAGAAAGUUGAAGAAAGAACAAAAAGAGAGCAGUGAGGGUGAACUUGCUGAGUGUGGUGGGAAAGAGGCAGAAGAGCAGGUUGGCACAAAAAAUGAAAAACAUGCUAACCCUACAAAGCCUCCAUGUGUAAAGCUCAGCCGUGGGCAAAAGAGUAAACUCAAGAAGAUAAAAGAGAAAUAUGCUGAUCAAGAUGACGAGGAACGGAGCAUUCGGAUGGCUCUCUUGGCUCCUGCUGGGAAAACCGAAAAGAGUGAAAAGCAACCAGAGGAUGAUAAAGCAGUAAACGAAGUUGGAACAAAACCAAAGCAGCCCACUGAUGCUCCGAAAAUCUGUUACAAGUGUAAGAAGGCUGGGCAUUUGUCCAAGGACUGUAAAGAGCGUCCAGAUGAAGCAUCUGCACCAAGUACUGCAAAUGGAGGGGACGGUCAGUCUGAGGUUGGUGGUCGAAAGAAUAAUGCCGAGAAGAGAGAGAAUAUAGUGAUGGAGGAGGAUGAUAUACAUGAGAUUGGUGAAGAGGAGAAAGAGAAACUCAAUGACGUGGACUAUCUGACUGGCAAUCCAUUGUUAGAUGAUAUUCUCCUGUAUGCAGUUCCCAUCUGUGGUCCUUACAAUGCCCUUCAGUCAUACAAAUACCGUGUCAAGUUAGUUCCUGGUUCCGUUAAGAAAGGAAAAGCGGCCAAGACAGCGAUGAAUUUGUUUAGUCAUAUGCCGGAGGCCACAACCAGAGAAAAGGAAUUGAUGAAGGCAUGCACCGAUCCGGAGCUUGUAGCUGCAAUUAUCGGUAACGUGAAAAUCACAUCUGCAGGUCUUACUCAACUGAAGCAAAAACAAAAGAAAAACAAAAAGUCAAACAAAGGAGAAAGCUAAAUCAGCCUUCUAGACUGGUACCAUUCCACACUUCGUAUGAAUAUGUACAUUGCUGGUUUACUGCUAUUUCUCUUUGUGCUCUCCCUUAUUUUUGUAUUUCCUAAGCUGAAUCAGUAUCUCUUGUUAAUGGUCUUUGUUUUGUUUUCAAACCCCAACUUAUAUUUUGAGUAUAAUACACGUAGUAGUACAUU
Cuscuta campestris is the source of this 3859-nucleotide messenger RNA. NCBI's taxonomy places the organism in Eukaryota, Viridiplantae, Streptophyta, Magnoliopsida, Solanales, Convolvulaceae. The record is from the annotation of a GenBank genome assembly.